Marasmius oreades (fairy-ring Marasmius) is the source of this 928-nucleotide messenger RNA. RefSeq lists its product as uncharacterized. The transcript has 3 exons. Lineage: Eukaryota; Fungi; Basidiomycota; Agaricomycetes; Agaricales; Marasmiaceae. The record is from RefSeq and is a predicted model, not a curated record. Bases 532 to 747 code for a protein of 71 amino acids.
CAGGCGUUCAAGAAGAAGUUUACCGUGACCUCAAAACAUCCCGACUACGUCGUAGCGCAUCUAGUAAAACAUACACCUACGGCGGAGAAAUGGCUGAAGAGGCUCGUUUGGGAGGAGUAGAGUUCGCAAGGAACUUGUUUUGCAGGACGGACGGACGGACGACGAGGGGGUGGCUGUUAUGGGGGAUAUUCAUAUCAAGAAGGGAUCAGCGAGCACUACUAGACGAUAUGGAGUAACCCUCAAAGACAGAAUGCGACUGCCAGCAUUUGGUUUGACUUUGGGACCAUCAUGCUCACUCGAUGCCUUUUGAGAAGGGCCAGUAUACGUCUUACAUCAGUUGCAUCACCUUCAUGAUAUCUGGUUCUGGUGUGGAUACGGCCGAAGUAUCGUCAAGCGAAGUUCAUAGCGGCCCUUCAUCCUGAUAUUGCACCUUGGAUGUUUGGUGUCGCUAUCGGGGUAGUCCUGCCACUGUCGUUGAUGAGAGGGUACACCAACUUGAAAGAAGAUUGAAGUGGAUCCAUCGCGCUGGACAUGACGGCUGCAGUACAAAGUGGAGAUCGUGCACCGGAAGUUCUUGCGCUUGGCGAGGACGGGAAUAGGAAUGUGACACGGUGCAUACACUCUUUUGGUGAAAGCCCCAGCGAAGCUUCCGGGUGGGAAUCCAAAGGCUUCGUUGUCCAUACAAGGCUCGAAGGCAGCGAAACAGCCGCCAAGUCGCAGAAGAAGCUAUCCGCGCUGAAUUUUUAGCUCCCGUCACCAUCGUAGGGGGCAUAUAUAGCAAGCGCGUGGCUCAUCGGAUUUCACUGUAUCCACGACCAGCACCACGAACGCUUCCUUGUUUCUACUGUAGUGGACUCCACGACCGGCGCCACAUCAAAUAGUACUAGGCGUUGUCACACGAACGCUUGCUUUGCACACCCGGCCCAGC